GGAGAAAAAUCGUGAGUAGCGUUACAGGUAACACCCUGUAUACAUAUGUUCUUCUUAGAGCUUCCCUUGGAUAUGUAUAUUCCCCUACUCUUCAUUCUGUGAGUUCUACCAUUCCCCUUAGCCACCACUAGCACCGUCACUUCGUUCGAAGAGUACUGGCGAGAAAAGGAUCUCAUUUUACGAACAGCACUGGCUGCUAUCAGAAGUUUUUAAACAAAGACUGUGCGAGAAACGCGUCGUCAGGCGUACAUAGUGUGGCGUUGCCUCUCGUCCUUUUCUGGGCUUGUGAUAUAGUUUUUGCUUUUUUUGUGCCAUCUGAUCUUGUGGGUUGUUUGAUUAAUCGUUUUUUCAGUGCCAAUUUUUCUUUACAUCCAUUUUUUUAAGCAGAGUCGCGAGCACAGUCUCAAACCAAGAUAUUUUACAAGAGAUACACGCCAAGUUAGAUGAAAUAUGUUGUUCGUGGUUUAGAUUUGGAAACUUGAACAAUAGAGAAGGAGAGAAAAUGAUUCAAAUAUAUUCUUAUCAAACAGUGCUUGCAAUAUUAUUAUUUGCAACGACUAUCAUAUCAAGUGUUGCAGAUCCACAAUAUGCUAGGGAAAGGUUACCGAUCAGAGGUUCUCAGGUAAAAAGGAAACAUCCAUGCGAACAAAGUUCGUGCUAUCCUGCCACUGGAAAUUUAUUAAUUGGAAGAAAAAAUCGAUUGAAUGCAUCUUCGACUUGUGGUCUUAACGGGCCAGAAAGAUACUGUAUUGUUUCGCAUUUGAAGGACCGAAAAAAGUGCUUCUUCUGCGACGCUUCUUUACCAAAGCAGCAACAUAAUAUCGAAAAUAUUGUUACUGACAAAAACUGGUGGCAAGCGGAAAAUGGCGUAGAAAAUGUAACAAUACGUUUCGAUUUAGAAGCAGAGUUUCAUUUCACCCACAUCAUCAUUCGUUUUAAAACCUUCCGACCAGCAGCUAUGUUGAUUGAAAGAUCUUACGAUUUUGGAAAAACCUGGAAGGUAUAUCGAUACUUUGCCCAUAAUUGCGAACAAUACUUCCCGGGAGUAUCUACAGAGCAACCGCAAACACUAACCGAUGUCAUCUGUGAAACGAGAUAUUCUGGCGUGGCGCCAUCGACGGGUGGUGACGUUAUCUUCAGAGUUCUACCUCGAAAUCUUGAGAUCGACAAUCCGUAUUCAAAAGAAGUGCAAGAUCUUUUAAAAAUCACGAACCUUCGCAUAAAUAUGACCAGAUUACAUACUUUAGGAGAUGAUUUGUUGGACGAUCGCGCCGAAAUUCGGGAAAAAUACUACUAUGCGAUUCAAAAUAUGGUGAUCCGUGGUUCUUGUUCUUGCUAUGGUCAUGCUUCAAGAUGUUUACCUCUUCCUGGUGUCGCUGACGAGGAGAACAUGGUGCACGGUAGAUGCGAGUGCACACAUAACACCACAGGAUUGAAUUGCGAAAAAUGUCAAGAUUUUUAUAAUGAUUUACCAUGGAAGCCAGCCGUUGGAAAACAAACGAACGCAUGUAGACCAUGUAACUGUAAUAAUCAUUCCACCUCAUGUCACUUUGAUGAUCUUGUUUACGAACAAUCUGGACGCGUAUCUGGUGGCGUUUGCAAUAAUUGUCAACAUAAUACUGAAGGACGAAACUGCGAACUGUGUAAACUGUUCUAUUAUCACGACGUGACUAAGGAUAUAUCUCAUCCUGAAGCGUGUUUGCCUUGUGAUUGCGAUCUUAAUGGUUCCUUGGAUGACGGUAUAUGUGAUUCGAGAACUGACCCCCUUAGUGGAGGCGAAUCUGGUCGUUGUCGCUGUAAAGCAAAUGUGGAAGGUCGUCGUUGCGAUCGCUGCAAAAAUGGAUAUUGGAAUUUUGAUCCUGCAAAUCCCGAAGGAUGUCAAGCUUGCACAUGUAAUACUUUGGGUACCAUCGACAAUCGAGGCUGUAACAUGGUUACCGGUGAAUGUACUUGCAAACGCUACGUCACUGCUCGUGAUUGUAACCAAUGUCUUCCGGAAUAUUGGGGCCUUUCGGAAGAUCCGGAUGGUUGCAAACCUUGCGACUGUGAUCCUGGUGGUUCAUACGAGAAUUCCUGCGAUGUUAGAACUGGCCAGUGCCGUUGCAGACCUCAUAUUAGUGGCAGAACCUGUAAUCAACCUGAACAGAGUUAUUACACUGGAUCACUGGACUUCUUAAUUUAUGAAGGAGAAUUAGCCGGAGCUUCUGAUAAUUGUCAAGUGGUGAUUAGAGAACCUUAUCGCGACGGAAGAAACAGUACUUGGACCGGAACUGGAUUUAUGAAGGCAUUGGAGGGUUCAGUGUUGAAUUUCACGAUCGACGAUAUUCGUAAAACAUUGUGGUACGAUAUAAUUGUGCGUUAUGAACCUAUUCAACAAGGAGUCUGGGACAAUGUGCAAAUAAUCAUUGAAAGAGACGGGUCAGUAGAUCCAAAUGGUCCCUGUGCUGACUGGAGACCGGAGUACGAUCAGUUAUGGGCGCAGUUACCUCUACGAUCUAGGAGCAUCGUUGCGCAACCUUCCGUUUGCUUGGAAGCAGGAAAACGAUAUAAUUUAUUAUUGCAAUUCCGCAAAUUCAAUAGCCACGUGGAUACACCUUCAGCAUCCAUUUUAGUUGAUUCGUUUACUACUAAUGAGCACCGCCCUUUGUUUGACGCCACGCCGCUCAUAGCGGAUGCCACUGGCACGACGUCGCUUGGAGCGUAAAGAAGAACAAAUUGGACUUUUCGUGUUACUCAAAUUCAAUGAUGUUUGCACACAUUUAGUACAUACAUCUAUAAUAGUACUCCCUGUCUUUGUAACAAACGAAGAAUCUCCUGUUUACGAUGUCUUCCAAGAAUUAUAUUUGGUUGUUUCAAAACAAGCGCGAUAAAAUGUUAGGACACAUUUUAUGUUUAAGUCAGUAUUUGACGAAAAGUUGAUCGAUUCAUUUCGAACAACGUUGUGAGUAAUUACUGUGCAUUAGUCAUAAUUGUAUUAAAUAAUUCAUUACAGCAGUUAGUAACAAAACUUGUGUUGAUAAUCACAAAAAUGGGACAUGAAAAAAAAUUGAACGAAACAGAUAAAAAUGAUUUUAAAUUUAAAAAAGGCUCAAGUAUUUCGAAAAUUUCAAAAUUAGUAAAUAGAAAUCGAAAUGUUAUUCAUAAUUUGUUAAAAAAUCCUGAAGUUUAUGGCAAAAAGAAAGCGAGAGGUCAAUUUAAAAAAAUGGCAGCACAUCGUUGACAACACAUUAAUAUGCACAGGAAGCAGACAUAUCUAUAAAUGUGCAGAAUUUACAACGUCUUUUACAAAAAUUUAAAGAUAAAAUGCAAUUUGCUCUAAAACACUUAAGACAGAAGAAAAGGUUGAAAAGAGUUAUAUUCUCAAAUGAGAAAAGAUUGACAGACCUGAUUGCUAGUCGUAUUAUUUUAUUACCUCAGGAAAGAUCAACAAUAUCAAACGAGACGACGAAUGAAAGGAGAUAAACUUACUUGGGGUACAAUUGAGUACAAAGGGAAGACAUCCAUACAUUAUAGAUGGAAAAAUGAAAAGUAGAGAUUACGUCGUUCUAAUAAAUUAAGAAAUCAUGACACGUGCAGAACGCAUAAAUGGCGAUGAAUACAUAUUUCAAAACAACAAUGCAGCUGUACAUCCUGUUGAAACUGUCGUAACAUAUUUUGAUACAAAUAAUAUUCAGCUUUUAUGUUGACCAGCAAGAUCAUCUGUUUUAAAUAUUAUUGAGAGUAUAUGGGGUGAAUUGAUCCGUUAUAUACAUGUAUACCAUGGCACCAUGCCAAUGUAAUUCCCUGCAAGAAUUAAAAAUCACUAUACAUUGAAAUUCAAUUUCUAAAAAGUUUAUAAAAAAGUGAUACAAAAUCCUACCAAAAAGAUUAUUAGAAGUCAUAGAAAAAAGGAAAAUGUACAGGAAAUAUACACACAUUAUUAUUC
Megachile rotundata (alfalfa leafcutting bee) is the source of this 3925-nucleotide messenger RNA. It is a transcript of the gene LanB1, whose product is annotated as laminin subunit beta-1. Gene Ontology annotation, biological process: animal organ morphogenesis; tissue development; axon guidance. Lineage: Eukaryota; Metazoa; Arthropoda; Insecta; Hymenoptera; Megachilidae. The record is from RefSeq and is a predicted model, not a curated record. Gene Ontology annotation, cellular component: laminin trimer.